Cydia pomonella (codling moth) is the source of this 1586-nucleotide messenger RNA. RefSeq lists its product as uncharacterized. NCBI's taxonomy places the organism in Eukaryota, Metazoa, Arthropoda, Insecta, Lepidoptera, Tortricidae. The transcript has 4 exons. The record is from RefSeq and is a predicted model, not a curated record. The coding region runs from base 131 to 1183 and encodes 350 amino acids.
AUUCAGUCUAUCGCGGUACUUUACGUACACCAUACGUUUGUUCAAUUUAAAGUGUACUAAUUUUUAUAAAGUUUUUUUUCCAAUAAGACUAUUAUUUAACAGAGACGUCAUAUUUUUUAACAACUUCGCUAUGGAAGGAAUUUUGAAUUUUCUAAAAAUCUAUUUACCCCUGAAUCGUAUCUUAUUCAUUCGUGCGAUUUUUGGACACCAUUUUAGCUUUGACUGUCGAAUGUUAUACUUAAAUAUUCACAAACUAUAUUGCAUUUUCGUUUCUUUUAUUUUCCCAUUGAUAAUAUACAGCUUUUCAGAUGUUUUGGAAUCUACCCGAUAUGCAAUAUUUAUGGAGUUUUUCGUCUGUAUUUGGAUCACCCUUAUCGUCGAAGACAAUUGUUUUCAGGAAUACUUAACUUCUAUCAAGCGUACCGAUCAACUCAUCACCCAUGGUCGUUUUAAUUUAGCAAGUUAUAGGCUAUAUAUGGUCUACUUUUUCAUUACUUUAUUACGAAUGAUUAUCCAUUUUAUGUCAGUGAAAUUUUUUUCUAUCUCCCUGUAUAAAUUUUUGACCUACGCUUUCGUUUAUAUGACACUCGACCUUAGUAACAUUAUUCGAGUUUUAAUAUUCGAGGCCUUGUACCAAAGAAUGAUAUAUCUUCGUAAUCAUUUUGAAAGCAUUUUUGAUCGGCCUACUAAUGAUUGCCGAAAUAUUAUUUCUGAAGUAAGACGAGGUUUAUUAAUAUAUGGACAGCUACUGGACAGCGUAAAGCUCGUGAACAAAAUCCAAGUUACGUUAUUCAUAACCUUAGCACUGCGCUUCGUGGGAUUUGCAUUAAAACUUAAUAUGAUGUUAUUCAAAGUAAACUCAAUUUGGGACCACACACGUAUGUUUAUGUAUACAUUUGAAUCCGCGUUCAUAUUAGCGCUAGAUCUUACUCCAGCAGUGUUUUCAGAACUGACGCACAACGAAGUUGAAAAAAUCGAAACGAUGAUGUCACAUAAGCAUUCCAUGUGCACCCAUCGGAGUCUGCGCGCUGCAUUAUCUAAAGGCAUUCUUUAUUUUAAACUGCGACCGUUUGAGUUUAAAAUUUGGCGAGUUAUUCCGGUAGACAGCACACUGAUAUUCUCAUUCCUCAGUGUUUUUCUUACUGUAAGCCUUUUAAUCUUUCAGUUUCACCACAUGAUGUAGGCGUAUUGCUGAUUAAAUGAAAUAAAAUUAAAACAAAAAAUAUUACUUUGCUUAUCCGCGAAAAGAUAACGUGCUAGUCAAUCAGUGUUAACCCGUUAUAAACUUGCGUAUUUUUACGUGCAAUUAAUGUUCCCACCCUCCCACCGCAAAUAAAAUAUAACAACCCACCAACAAAAGUAACAACAAUCUUUUUUUGGAAAAAAAUUGUAGUGGAAUGAAACAACAGUUUUUGAAAAAUUGUGGCGCUUUCUAUAUCAUAAUACGGUUGCCAAAAACGAAUAGCAAUCAUGACACAUUUAGCAACUUCAACGCUUUAGUAACUUCAUCGAAUCGUAACCAGGCCGCGUAGCCAACGUUACAAUCGUUCACGCUCUGUAGCGUAUCGUAGCUAUCUCUCUUUAUC